Myripristis murdjan (pinecone soldierfish) is the source of this 725-nucleotide messenger RNA. RefSeq names its product histone H1-like. The record is from RefSeq and is a predicted model, not a curated record. Gene Ontology annotation, molecular function: DNA binding; structural constituent of chromatin. The transcript has a single exon. Gene Ontology annotation, cellular component: nucleosome. Lineage: Eukaryota; Metazoa; Chordata; Actinopteri; Holocentriformes; Holocentridae. Gene Ontology annotation, biological process: nucleosome assembly. Bases 51 to 701 code for a protein of 216 amino acids.
GAAGAGUGUGUGAGAGUGUGUGAGAAGAGCACCGACAGACGACAGCAGACAUGGCAGAAGUCGCUCCAGCCGCUCCCCCUGCCCCGGCCACCGCCACGGCGAAAGUGCAGAAGAAGAAGGGAUCUUCCAAGCCGAAGCCUAGGACCGGCCCCAGCGUCGGAGAGAUGAUCGUCCAGAUUCUCAAAGAGUCAAAAGAGCGUAAAGGCGAGUCUCUGGCUGCUAUAAAGAAGAAGCUGGCUGCCCGGGGCUACGACGUGGACAAGAACCGCAAGCGGAUCCUUCUGGCGCUCAAGAAGCAGGUGGACAGCGGCGUCCUGGUGCAGAUCAAAGGCUCCUACAAGAUCAAGAAGGCCGACAAGACCGACAAGAAGCCCGCAGCCAAGAAGCCCGGAGCCAAGAAACCCGCCCGUAAGACGGUCAAGGCGGCCAGGCCGGCCAAGUCGCCCGGCGCUAAGAAACCAUCAGGGACGCCCAAGAAAACAGCUGCCGCUAAGAAGUCCAAGCCAAGCUCGGCCAAGAAGCCAGCCAAGUCAACCACCAAAAAAUCACCCAGCAAGAAGAAGGAGGUAAAGAAAACAGCGGCUAAAAAGGCCACGAAGAGCGCGACGACGCCCAAGAAAUCUGCAAAGAAGGCGGCAAAGAAACCAGCAGCAAAGAAGCCCGUCAAGUCUAGAGCCAAAGGAAAGCCAACCAAGAAGUGAGCAGCUCAACAACAACAACAACAA